Messenger RNA from Trichomonas vaginalis G3, 953 nucleotides. RefSeq lists its product as uncharacterized. Lineage: Eukaryota; Parabasalia; Trichomonadida; Trichomonadidae. The record is from RefSeq and is a predicted model, not a curated record. The transcript has a single exon. The annotation marks the transcript as partial.
AUGAAGAUGUUAGAUGCUUGGGAUAUCUUAUUGUCAAAGUUAGAAGAUUUUUCAGUUCGUGGUAUAAAGUUCUAUACACCAUCUCCAAACUUCUAUUCUAUCUUCACUGGAUAUAAAUACGAACAAGUAGAAUGGAAAGAAAAUGUUAUAGAAGCUUGGUUAGACCAUGUCAAAGAAAUUAUAUGCAAUGGAAACGAAAGAGUCUAUGAGUAUAUCUUAUGUUGGUUUGCAAACAUCUUACAACAUCCAAGUGCUAAAAAUGAAACUGCUCUCAUCAUAAUUGGAAAACAAGGAACAGGUAAGAACACUUUCUUUACAGAUAUCUUAUGCAAACUGUUAGAGGGCUAUUCGAACCCGAAUAUGACAAACUUAGAAAACAUCUGCGGUAAAUUUAACUCUUCAAUAGAGAAUAUGAAACUUAUAGUAUGUAACGAACUUCAAAGUAUAGAUACAACAAAGGUUUUAAACUCAGAUGCUUUGAAGAGUCUUAUAACAGACAAAGUUGGAGUUGUUGAAAGAAAGUAUAGAGACCAAAGAGUUUGUGAAAAUGUUGCAAACUUCGUCAUGGUUUCAAACAAUGUUGUUCCGAUGAAGUUAGAAAGUUCUGACAGAAGAUAUGUAGUUGUCAGAACGUCAGAUUCUCAUAUGCAAGAUACAGAAUAUUUUGACGACUUAGCAGAAACUUUGACACCUAACUUUUACAACCACUUGUUCUCAUAUUUCAUGACAUUAGAUAUUUCAAAGUUCAAUCCAAGACAAAUUCCACAUACCGAAGAAAGACAAACAUUGUUAGAAGCAAACAAGAGUGUAUAUGAACUGUUCAUAGAUGAGACUAACUUUGAGUGUUUAGAUGAAAGGUCAUUGUACGAUUCAUAUAAACAAUAUUGUCAAGAGUAUGGUUAUAUGGCAGCUUCUAAACGUACAUUCUUGGCAAAUGUCAAAAAUCUUUUAGA